Malania oleifera is the source of this 1979-nucleotide messenger RNA. RefSeq names its product tubulin alpha chain-like. Gene Ontology annotation, biological process: mitotic cell cycle; microtubule cytoskeleton organization. Lineage: Eukaryota; Viridiplantae; Streptophyta; Magnoliopsida; Santalales; Ximeniaceae. Bases 404 to 1759 code for a protein of 451 amino acids. Gene Ontology annotation, cellular component: cytoplasm; microtubule. Gene Ontology annotation, molecular function: structural constituent of cytoskeleton; GTP binding. The record is from RefSeq and is a predicted model, not a curated record. The transcript has 4 exons.
AGCCGAAACGCCUGUAAUGGUAAUUUCAUAAUAACAGUGGCACUUCCGCAAUUCUAUCCUACCUCAAACCUGUUUGCGUAACGAAAUCAAAAAUUAAAAUUAGGCGGGCAAUUUAAAUCAUUUAUUUAAAAAAUUGUAACCAUGGUUAAAUUAGGGUUGCCAGUGCGGCCGAUGAUACAAGCGCUGCUUCGCUGUCGUAGACUCGUAGCGUGCGACCGUAACCGCGGUCAAUUAACCCUGGUUAUGCCCCUCCUGCCUAUAUAUGGCCAAAGCGGUUGAUCUGCAACCUCGCUGAAUCGGAGAGCGUCUUAAUAAACGCCGCCCGAUCAUUUGCGUUUUCUUUCCACUCUUUGUGUUAAAUCUCUGUUAUUGUUCGUUGAAAUUCCUUGAAAUCUCGAAAAAAAUGAGAGAGUGCAUCUCAAUUCACAUCGGUCAGGCCGGAAUUCAAGUCGGCAAUGCGUGCUGGGAACUUUACUGCCUCGAGCACGGCAUUCAGCCUGAUGGCCAGAUGCCCGGCGACAAGACAGUUGGUGGAGGAGACGAUGCCUUCAACACCUUCUUCAGUGAAACUGGGGCUGGGAAGCAUGUCCCCCGUGCUGUCUUUGUUGAUCUUGAGCCCACUGUCAUUGAUGAGGUUAGGACUGGAACGUACCGCCAGCUCUUUCACCCAGAGCAACUUAUCAGCGGCAAAGAAGAUGCUGCUAACAACUUUGCCCGUGGUCAUUAUACCAUUGGGAAGGAGAUUGUUGAUCUGUGUUUGGAUCGCAUCCGCAAGCUAGCUGAUAAUUGCACUGGCCUUCAAGGUUUCCUUGUUUUCAAUGCUGUUGGUGGCGGUACUGGAUCUGGUCUUGGGUCGCUUCUUUUGGAGCGUCUCUCUGUUGAUUAUGGCAAGAAAUCAAAGCUUGGGUUUACUGUCUAUCCUUCCCCUCAAGUCUCAACAUCUGUCGUGGAGCCUUACAACAGUGUCCUCUCAACCCAUUCCCUUCUUGAACACACUGACGUAGCUGUGCUUCUUGACAAUGAGGCCAUCUAUGACAUUUGCAGGCGCUCACUUGACAUUGAGCGCCCAACCUACACCAAUCUCAACCGCCUUGUGUCUCAGGUGAUUUCAUCCCUCACUGCCUCCUUGAGGUUUGAUGGAGCCUUAAAUGUUGAUGUGACUGAAUUCCAGACCAAUCUGGUUCCUUAUCCUAGGAUCCAUUUCAUGCUUUCUUCCUAUGCCCCUGUCAUCUCAGCUGAGAAGGCAUACCAUGAGCAGCUUUCGGUGGCAGAGAUCACAAACAGUGCCUUCGAGCCAUCAUCUAUGAUGGCUAAAUGUGACCCACGACAUGGCAAGUACAUGGCUUGCUGCCUGAUGUACCGUGGUGAUGUUGUGCCUAAGGAUGUGAAUGCUGCCGUGGCCACCAUCAAGACCAAGCGCACAAUCCAGUUUGUUGACUGGUGUCCUACUGGAUUUAAGUGUGGUAUCAACUAUCAGCCUCCAACUGUUGUUCCUGGAGGUGACCUUGCAAAGGUGCAGAGGGCUGUCUGCAUGAUCUCCAACUCAACCAGUGUUGCAGAAGUUUUCUCCCGCAUUGACCACAAGUUUGAUCUUAUGUAUGCUAAGCGUGCUUUUGUGCACUGGUAUGUCGGUGAGGGCAUGGAGGAAGGAGAAUUCUCUGAGGCUCGGGAGGAUCUUGCUGCCCUUGAGAAGGAUUAUGAGGAAGUUGGUGCGGAAUCUGCAGAGGGUGAGGAAGGUGAUGAUGGUGAUGAGUAUUGAUGAGCUCUGAGGUUACUUCAAGCUUGGUUUUAUCUUUCAUCUCUUUUAUGGUGUUUGAUGUUUCGUUAUGGCUGCUGCAGUCUCAGCUGUAUGCAUUUUCAGUUUGGUUCCAAUGACCUCAUCGAUAUUAUGGUAUUAUAGUAAUGCAGUGAUUUUUUUUUUUUUUUUUCGUUCUCUCGAGUGUUUCUAGCUUGAUAAUUGAAUUUCUGAUUGUUCGUGA